Molecule: messenger RNA, 2814 nt
Organism: Penicillium oxalicum
Lineage: Eukaryota; Fungi; Ascomycota; Eurotiomycetes; Eurotiales; Aspergillaceae
Exons: 7
Coding region: 1-2814 (937 amino acids)
Biological process (GO): fungal-type cell wall organization; GPI anchor biosynthetic process
Cellular component (GO): endoplasmic reticulum
Source: RefSeq, a predicted model, not a curated record
AUGGCACCUAGAUUCAAGGAUGGUGACGCGGUGGUUGCCAUCAACGGCAAAUGGAUCUCAUGGACACAUACUGUCUUCGCGUAUGCCGCAUUCCUGAGUGCAUUGGUCGUGGGCUGCUUGCUGCAUUAUCACAAGAUUGUCCAAAAUGAACACUACGGCUACCCCGAUGAGUGGUUUCCAUCUGUCUCCGCCACGAUCGGUGAUCGAUAUCCCGAGCGAUCUUUUUUCCAGGUCUUCAUCGCCAUCACUUCCGGACCUCGCUUCGCUCUUGUUUUCUUGUGGUACAUCCUUACCGCACGCCCGAAUUCGGCCUUGCCCAAGAUUGUUGCAGGUGUGGGCGUUUUCCGAACCUUGACAUGUGGCGGAUGGACCUAUGUCACGUCUACCGACGAUCAUGACUGGCACGAUAUUUUUAUGAUCUCUUAUUUGGUCGCUACUCUGCCAUGGACGCUUGGCUGUCUUGCGCUCAGCCCCAACAAUCGGCGGGCUGUCAAAUACCGCAAGAUCAUGGCCGGCCUCUUCUUCGGAACCCUGGUGCCUUUGAUUUACUACUUCAUCCAACAUAAGGUCCACAAAGUUGCGGGAGCAUACACGCGAUACGCCUUCUUCGAGUGGUCCCUGAUCUUGUUCGAUGUCGGUUUCGACGCUAUUACCGUGCUCGACUUUGAAGGGUUUGAGAUUGUCGUCCGGGACACAAAGGGAGUGAGCAGAGGGAAGGGCAAAGCUGUGGGUAACACAUUCGGCGAGGGUUUCUUCUGGACCGAGAUCGUCGAUGCUGCCGCAGACGUCUACAAUGGGUUCGUUUUCUGGACUGUUGUGACUGGGUUGCCAGUGCUCGUGUGGUAUUUCCCCCUCUGGCAUAUGGGAAUCUCUGGCUACGAGGUCGCAAUCACGGCUGUCAUUUCUCCGUUCUUCCUUGCUAUCCCUUCUUUACGGCAGCUUGCUGUCAGGAACUUGCGCCUCCUUCAUCUGGUUUCGCUCUCUGGUCUCCUGGCCUAUAAGUUCCAGGACCCAGCGAACCGUCUUUUCGUGACCACUUUCUCACUGGCUGUGACUUGCACGGCUUGGACUGCUACUUUCUUUUCAGAGCGAGCCAACGCCCCUCGCUUGGAGUCACGCAUAUUGGCCUGGGGCAUUGGAUUGAUUAUGUCUGUCAUCGCCAAAUUCGCCUGUGCGACAAAUAACCCCCUGUGGCCAAUCAUGCACGGUGAGAAUGGUGGCUGGAACAAGGUUGGUCUUUUCCUCGCCGUUUUUGCUGUCUUGCGCUCCCAACGUCCGGGAACUACUAGCAGCGGUGACUAUCUACCCUCUGGCGGCAAGAAGGGCUCUGCUGUCCUGGCUGGCCUGGGCUUUGGAGGUCUGAUGUUCAUGAUCGUGUCUCUCUUGACCGACUCCAGCACCAUGAUCUCUUGGGUGUGGGAGGGCUAUCCCGUCCGUGGACCCAUCGCCGUGCCUCAUGGGGCUGUCACUAUUUUCGUGAUGGGUGCCGGUCUUGUCUACGGUGUUUUCAAUCCUGCGAUCGCUGGUACCUGGACUGCUUAUGGCCUUGGAUCCGUUGGUGCAGCUCUUUUGACUUACUAUCACCACUGGACUGGAUUCUACGGCGGACUUGCCCUCGCCUUCUACAUCAUGGCUGUCUCUCCAGUUCUCAUCAGCUCCUGCGUGCGUCAUGGUCCAGCCAGCACUUUUGGUCUGGGCUUGCUUUUAUACGUCUUCCUCCUGCUUUUCCACGUCUGGGUUGUUGCGUACGCUUUUGUUCCAGGUGGUCCUCUUGUGCGUGAGCACACCGACUGGCUUAUGAUGACAACCAUGCUCGCUAUCGGCGCUGGUGUUUUCUCUGCCGCCACAACCAACUCAGGCCGCUCAUCUCGCAAAAAGCCUCUGAGCCCCAACAGCAAACGUCAGCGCUCCUACUACAUCUACGUUCUGGCAGCACUUCAAUUGCUGUCUGUCUCUGUCGCAUAUUUGCGCUUCCCGACCAACGACUAUGUUUCCCACCACAAGGAAGACAAGGUUGUCACCGCCGGUAUCUGGACCGUCCACUUUGGUCUCGACAAUAACAUGUGGGCUGCUGAGCGCCGCAUGCGAGAUGUUCUGGGUGAGCUCGAGCUUGAUGUAAUUGGCUUCCUCGAAUCUGAUAACCAGCGCAUCAUCAUGGGUAACAAGGAUGUGACCCAAUAUAUCGCUGAGGACCUUGGUUACUACGUGGACUUCGGCCCUGGACCCAACAAGCAUACUUGGGGCUCGGCGUUGCUGUCCAAGUUCCCCAUCCUCAAUUCUACUCACCACCUGCUUCCUUCUCCUGUUGGUGAGCUGGCGCCGGCAAUUCAUGCCACCUUGGACAUGUAUGGUGAGAUGAUCGACGUUGUGGUCUUCCACUCGGGCCAGGAAGAAGACCCCGAGGAUCGCCGUCUCCAGACUGAGUAUUUGUCAAAGCUCAUGGGAUCAUCUCCUCGUCCCCUCAUUCUUCUCAGCUACCUGGUCACCAAGCCACUGGAGGGUAACUACAACACCUAUGUCAGCGAGCUGAGCGGUAUGAAGGAUAUCGAUCCUACUGACUGGGAUCGUUGGUGCGAGUACAUUCUUUACAAGAAAUUGAAGCGUACUGGUUAUGCUCGUAUUAGCCGUGACACGAUUACCGAUACUGAGAUCCAGGUCGGCAAAUUCGUCAUCGGCGAGCCUGAGUCCGAGGAGGAAGUUCGUGUGUCUGAGGACCAGGUCCCCGUUGGUCGCCGCUUCCCAGCGCUCUUCCGCGGUGAAGGUGUCCGUGGUCACCGGUACCAUGUCUUCGACGAGCCUAGGUAUUGGCAGUAA